AUGGCAAUGAAUCGAUCGUUCAAAUUGAAUUCGGGUUACAGCAUCCCAGCUGUUGGACUAGGAACAUGGCAAUCAGGCCCGAACGAAGUCAAAGAAGCGGUUGCAGCGGCACUCAAAAUUGGGUAUCGGCAUAUCGAUGCAGCAGCAGUGUAUGGGAAUGAAUUUGAAGUGGGAGAGGGAAUAAAAGCUUCAGGGGUUGACCGAAAGGAUAUUUUUAUCACGGGAAAACUCUGGAACACGGAUCAUAAACCUGAAGAUGUUGAAGCUGCUCUUGAUGUGACUUUGAAGGAUCUCCAAACCGAUUAUCUCGACUUGUAUUUGAUCCACUGGCCUGUUGCGUUUCCAAAAUCUUCUGAAAGGUUUCCAGUAGAUCCAGUCACGGAGCAGAUUUCAGUGAUCGAUGUACCAGUCGCAGAAACAUGGAAAGCAAUGGAGGAACUUGUGAAGAAAGGCAAAGUACGAAGUAUUGGUGUCAGUAAUUUCACUCAGGCGAAGAUUGAAUCUCUUCUUACAACAGCGGAAAUCCCACCAGCAGUUAAUCAAAUUGAGGCACAUGCGUACUUACAACAACCUAAACUGCUGGAAUGGUCAAAGAAGGAGAACAUUGUAGUAGCAGCGUACAGUCCGUUGGGAAACAACAUCUACAACCUUCCAAGAGCUGUAGAUGAUCCGACAAUCAUUAAUCUAGCAAAAGAUAUGGACAAGCAGCCUGCUCAACUGCUCAUCAGCUGGGCCAUUCAGCGAGGUACUGUCGUUCUUCCGAAGAGUGUCACUCCUUCUCGGAUAGCAAACAACUUCCAAGAUUUUCAACUACCUCAAGAGGUGUUUGAGAAAAUCACAGCCUUGGAUAGGCAUCAUCGUUAUAAUUUCCCAGCCCGUUUAGGUGUUGAUAUUUUCGGAGAGGUCAGCGAGGAGAGUUUGAAGAAAAGUGUUGAAGACUGGAAGGUAGCUCAAAGAAAAUUGAAAGCGGCUUCAUAA
Hyaloscypha bicolor E is the source of this 978-nucleotide messenger RNA. RefSeq names its product aldehyde reductase-like protein. The transcript has 5 exons. Gene Ontology annotation, cellular component: cytosol. The record is from RefSeq and is a predicted model, not a curated record. NCBI's taxonomy places the organism in Eukaryota, Fungi, Ascomycota, Leotiomycetes, Helotiales, Hyaloscyphaceae. Gene Ontology annotation, molecular function: aldose reductase (NADPH) activity. The coding region runs from base 1 to 978 and encodes 325 amino acids.